AUGCGUAGUAUUCAUAAAAGAGAUCAUAAUGAAAUGACACAACAAUCAGAAACUAAUUUAGAUAUUAAUACUAAAAUAAUUGAUGAUAAUAAUAAUAUAAAUAAAAGUGAAAAUAAUAAAAAAGAAUCAAAUAAACAAAAGAAAGUAAACACCAGUAAAAAUAAUAAAAAUAAAGUUGAAACACCAAAAUUCACCGAAGAAGAAAAUGAAUUUUUAAAAAGAAUAAAAACUCAAGUUAAACCAGUUUUGGACGAUUUUGAGGAAUAUGGUUUGGUUUUAGAUAAUAUAUAUGUGAUUGAUAUAUUAGCACAAACAGCAAAUAAACAUAUAAAAACAUUAUCACACAUUAUUAAUGAUGAUUUCACCUCUGAAUUUAAUCAUUUAAAGAAAAUAAAAAAGAAACCAUCACCACCUCCACCAUCAACUACAAUUGUUGAUGGUGAUAAAGAAAAAGAUAAACAUAAAGAAGAGGAAGAAGAAGAAGUAGAAAAAGAUAAUAAAGUUUCAAAAAAUUCAACAAAACAAUCAUCACAAACAGGUAAUUUAUUACAAUUAUUAAUUUGUGGUGAAUCUAGAUUUAAGAAUUUAAAGAUUAUAUUAGAGAAUGUUGAAUAUGAUAAAGAGUUGGGUGAAAUUAAAUUUAUAGGUAAUGAUGAUGAUAGUGAAUAUCAAUCAUUAUCAAAUGAACAAAAAGGAAUUAUUAAAUUUAUAAAAAGUAAUGAUUUUAUAGUUUCAAUUGAAAAAGUACCAAAAUAUCCACCUUUGCUUUAUGAAAUAUGGGAGGAUUGGAAUUAUAAUAUUUGGCCAUGUGUAUUUAGAGCUCAUAUUUUUUCAACACCAUUAAUAUCAAAUGUAAAAGAUGAAACAUUAUUAGAAAUGAGAAAGUAUAUGUCAUUAGCUAUUGAGCAAGCUGAGAUUGGUAAAAAGAGAGGUCAUAAAGGAAUUGGUGCAGUUUUAAUUGACCCAAAUACUAAUAAAAUCGUUGCAACAUCAUAUGAUCAAACCAAUAGAAUAUCAGUGGACGAAACACCUGAAAUCUCAGAGACUCAAUAUAUUUCACCAAUCAUUUCUCAUUGUAUAAUGACAAUAACCAAUAAAUUAUCAACUGAACAAGUUGAUGAUAUUAAAAAACAAAUGAAAGAACAAAAAAAAUUUGAAAAAGAGAAACAAUUUGAAAAUCGAAACGAAAAUGAAAAUAAAAAUGAAAAUAAAAAUGAAAAUGAAAUUUGUAAUGAUAAUGAUGAAGAAAAAGAAAAAGAAGAAAAAGAAGAAAAAGAAGAAAAAGAAGAAUGUAAUAUUUUAAGUUUUGUAAAUCUUGGACAAUAUUUAGCGACAAACUUUCAUUUAUUUAUAACUAAAGAGCCCUGCAUAAUGUGCUCAAUGGCUCUAGUUCAUAGUAGAGUUAAAAGAGUUGUAUAUGGUUCAAGUAGUAGAGAUGGUGGCUUGGGUUCCUAUCUAAAAAUUCAUACUGAAAAAUCCUUAAAUCAUAGAUUCGAAGUUUAUAAAGAUUUUAUGGAAGAUGAAUGUAAAAAACUAUUCGAUUCUCCAGAGGCAUCUUAA
Messenger RNA from Dictyostelium discoideum AX4, 1560 nucleotides. Its product is annotated as cytidine deaminase-like protein. The record is from RefSeq and is a predicted model, not a curated record. The transcript is spliced from 3 exons. Bases 1 to 1560 code for a protein of 519 amino acids. Lineage: Eukaryota; Evosea; Eumycetozoa; Dictyosteliales; Dictyosteliaceae.